AAACCAAUGACCAGUGGCUCUCAGUACGAAAACGAGAUCCGUUAAAUUCGGUUAAAAUAAUAAUGAAGUUCGCUAUUGCCCUGUGCCUGCUGUUGGCCACCAGUGGUUUUGCCCUGGUGCCCAAGCAUUCCGACGACCUGAUUUCCAUGCUGACCCGCCAGCAGUUCGCCGUGCGCGCUUUGAUGGCUGCUCCCGAAGCUCGGGACGAUUCCACCCUGAUCUCCGACUGCUUCAACCACUAUCUGGAGGAGCAGACCAAUGUGAUCAUGGGCUACAACCAGCAGUACACCGGAUGCCUGAGGACCGCCCAGAUGGGCCGGGAUGAGCUCACCAACGAGAGUGCCUCGGAACGAGAGGCCCUCCUGGAUCGCACCAACUCCAUGUGCUCCAGACUGACGCAGUGCGACGAACUCGUGGAUGGCCUGAAGUUCUUCGACUGCUACCGCAAUGCCUCCUCUGACAGCUACAAGGUGAUGUUUACCCUGAACAGUGAUUCCAGCCUGGAUUUCAACCGUAUCAGCGCCAAAUACAGCGUGAUCGAGACCGAUCUUACCGCCUGUGUGGAUAUGGCUCGUGUGGAUUAUGCCCACGACAUGGACAGCUGUGAUGAGAGUCUAACUGUCUGUCUGAACGGAGGCGAGUCUCCGAGCACAGAUGAUCCCACCACCCCUGUUCCCACUACCGCUGCUCCCACCACCGCUGCUCCCACCACCGCUGCCCCCACCACUGCCGCUCCCACAACAGCUGCUCCCACCACAGCUGCUCCCACCACAGCGGCUCCCACCACAGCUGCUCCCACCACAGCUGCUCCCACCACAGCUGCUCCCACCACAGCUGCUCCCACCACAUCUGUUCCCACAACAGCUGCUCCCACCACAGCUGCUCCAACCACAGCUGCUCCCACCACAGCUGCUCCUACCACAGCUGCUCCCACCACAGCUGCUCCCACUACACCUGAUCCCACCACAGCUGCUCCCACCACAGCUGCUCCCACCACAGCUGCUCCCACCACAGCUGCUCCCAACACAGCUGCUCCAACCACAGCUGCUCCUACCACAGCUGCUCCCACCACAGCUGCUCCCACUACAGCUGCUCCCACCACAGCUGCUCCCACCACAGCUGCUCCCACCACAGCUGCUCCCACCACAGCUGCUCCCACAACAGCUGCUCCCACCACAGCUGCACCCACCACAGCUGCUCCCACCACAGCUGCUCCCACUACAGCUGUUCCCACCACAGCUGCUCCUACCACAGCUGCUCCCAUUACAGCUGUUCCCACAACAGCUGCUCCCACCACAGCUGCUCCCACCACAGCUGCUCCCACCACAGCUGCUCCCACCACAGCUGCUCCCACCACAGCUGGUUCAACCACAGCUGCUCCCACCACAGCUGCUCCUACCACAGCUGCUCCCACCACAGCUGCUCCCACCACAGCUGUUCCCACCACAGCUGCUCCUACCACAGCUGCUCCCACCACCGAGCGGCCACCAGAGGAGGACAUCAACAGAUCUAUUCCCUUGGCCCGGAGGGGAGUUUUGAACCUAAUGAAGCGCUUCUUCUAAUCGUGAGAGCUUAUAAAUUAUUUAUUGCAUUCACUUGAAGAUUUAAAGUGCCGUAAAAUGCCCAAUAAAAGCGGUUGCGUAAAUAGCGUAGAA
Messenger RNA from Drosophila gunungcola (fruit fly), 1655 nucleotides. RefSeq names its product salivary glue protein Sgs-3. Lineage: Eukaryota; Metazoa; Arthropoda; Insecta; Diptera; Drosophilidae. The transcript has 2 exons. The record is from RefSeq and is a predicted model, not a curated record. The coding region runs from base 63 to 1562 and encodes 499 amino acids.